CCCUGUAUCCAUAACAGCGUGGGUGCGACAGGCAGCAUGACCGCUUUACGGCUACGAGAAAGCACCGAAAGCCACUUAAAACGGCGAAGAUCGGACGUUUUAUCACCCCGUAGGUGCAGGUAGAGGCUCCGUGUUGCCUUUUUCCUCUAAGGGGACGUUUCUUUAACAUAAAGGACUUGACUGGGCCACGGUGGAGUGACGUUAUAAACAUUCUGGGAUGCCAAAACAAGGUGGAGAGCAACGCAUGGACGCGUGAGUGCGUUUAAAAAAAGAUGACAUGACUUCCUGUGGGUUGUGCAAGCGGCGCUCCGGCUCGUAUUGGACAGACGCAGAAGGAAGCGGAGGCACUGAGCCGAACGCUCUCAGAUAGUGCACACCUACCGUCUGCCUCGUCCUCAUCCACCUGCAGCCACGAUGGCAUCGAUACAGCAGCGGUCCCUCACCGUUUCCCUCUUCUUCAUCAUCAUCCUCCUCCUCCUCAGCAGCAACAGAUGUCAUCCUCACAUCAUCCCUCGUGUCACCUUUCCUCUCGAGAGCCCUGGUCGGCCUUUUACUGUCUUCAGCCUUCCUGAUGUUUAUAACACCACCACACUCCUGCUGAGCGACGACGAGGAGACGCUGUUUGUGGGAGCGAGAAACGCCAUUCUGUCGCUCAGUAUCAGCAACACAGGACACCUGCAGCUCAGCAAGAAGAUCGACUGGUCCCCCACAAACGAGGAGCUGAAAGAAUGUGGCAUGAAGGGCACAGAUGAGAUGGACUGUCCAAAUUUUGUGCGAGUGCUGCAGGUUCUGAACUCUACACACAUGUUUGCGUGUGGAACGUUUGCCUUCAGUCCUCGCUGCAGCUUCAUUAAGUCUGAGCAGUUCACCCUGGCUGUGAAUCCCAGCGGUAAGCCAGAGGAGGGUCGAGGUCGCUGCCCUUACAACCCCUACCACAAAAACACAGCCAUCACUGUGGGUGGAGAACUUUACACCGCCACAGUGGCUGACUACCAAGGGAAUCGUCCCAUCAUCUCUCGUCACCUGAGUGAAGGUGACCAUGUGGAUAUGAAGCUGGAUGAUUCCUCAGGCUGGCUGGAAGAUCCCACCUUCAUCAGCUCUACAUACAUCCCCAGUGAGGAAAAGGUUUAUUUCUUCUUCAGUGAGUUGGGUCGUGAGUAUGACUUCAUCGACAAGUUCACCGUCUCUCGCAUCGCUCAGGUUUGCACGAGUGAUGUAGGUGGACAGCGGACACUGCAGCGACGAUGGACCACCUUUGCUAAAGCUCAGCUGCUGUGUCAGACCAAAGGUGAGCUGCCCUAUAACGUCCUGCAGGAUAUGACCAUUCUGAAGCCUCCAGAGGGCGCCGACGAGGACGACACACUCUUCUACGGCAUCUUCAGCUCGCAGUGGUCUGUGAACUCUGGUCGUUCGGCGGUGUGUGUGUUCAGCCUGCGAGAUAUUAAAAACGUGUUCACCGGAAACUUCAAAGUGCUGAACAGGGACACGCUGAAAUGGAGCAAAAGAACAGGACCACAGGAGAAGAUCGCUAAACCUGGAGAGUGUGGUCUCCAUAAUGCCUCGGAUAACGUGCUCCGCUUUGUCAAGGAGAACUUCCUGGCUGAUAAGAGAGUGGCGUCAGUCAGUCAGGAGCUGACGUUAGUGUCUCCUGACCAGCGCUACAGCAAUGUUGUGGCUCAGAGAGUGAAGGGAGCUAACGGGAGUGAAUACACUGUCCUGUACCUGCUCACAGAAAGCGGCUACCUGCACAAAGCUGUUCUGCUGGAGGGUGAAGCUCACAUCAUCGAGGAGAUCCAGGUGCUGAAGCAGCCUCAGCACAUCACAAACCUUCUGAUCUCCGUCUCAAAGGGUGCAGUGUUUGUGGGCUCCGCUGAGGGCGUGGCAUCUGUUCCAGUCUCAAACUGCGCUCACUACCGGAGCUGUGCUGAGUGUGUGUUAGCCAGAGAUCCUUUCUGUGCCUGGGAUUCGACACAGCUAAUGUGUGCUCUCGUCUCAUCUAUUAAACAGCAGCUUGUUCAGGAUGUAGAUGAAGGAAAUGUGCUGAAAGUGUGCAAGUCCUUCAACACACUGACUCCUAGAGGACGCUUCAUCACGCCCGGCACUCACAGCGAGCGGGUUCUGGUGUCACUGAGAGACGUGGUGCGUCUUCACUGCCAGGUGUCGUCUCAGCUGUCUGUGCUGCACUGGGAACGACUCGGAGGCGAGCUCUCCUCAGACAUCUACAUCCUGAAGGAUGACCGCAGCCUCACCUUCCUGGCCACGCCAACAACGCUGGGCACCUACAAGUGUCUGGCCACCGAGCACAACUUCACCCAGACACUGGCUAUUUAUGAGGUCAGACAGAAGCAAGAAUCCACCUUUCAGCCCUCGUCCACUCCCUCCACCCUCAGCCCUCAGAGCACAAGAGAAGCCACGUCUCCUCCCCCGAAGCCUGAGACGAUGCCCGGUGCUAAAGACGAGAAACCUGUGACGGAGGAAACGCAGAAAGCGACUACGGGCGUGGCAGCGAUCACAGUCAUGCCGAGCUCCAGCAACGCCCCAGACAAUGGCUCCACCAACAGGCUGCAGCUCGAGAGCAGCACGAGCUACCUGAAGGAGCUGGUGGCUGUCACCGUGCUCUUAGUCAUGUGUAUUUGUGCGUUGCUCUUGGUGGCGGCGUACAAUCUGAGGAAGUACUAUCACAGCCGGACCGUGCCACAUUUACCCUCCAUACACAGAGAUACAGGAAGUACAGAGGGAGGCAUGGAGCACGAGAGACAGGCGCUGAAGGGAGAUUCACCUCAACUGGAUAAACACAACGGGCAGAAAUCUCCAAACACCCCAAGCAACGGCGUAUCCAGCGGCUCCAACGGCCACCUCCCCAACAUUCCGAUCUGAACACAGAACCUUUCGCUUUCACUGCCUUUACUCAGCAAAUCGGUACUCGCGGGGUUCUACCACAUUAUAGCCUUUUAUGUCACCUGCUUCUGAGCCAGUACAGAGCUAAUAGCGUCUUCUGUCCUGUUUAUUAACAGAGUAACCAUGAUUUCAGCUCACGAGUGAAAUGCAGCUCAGGCUGCAGGUGGAGUCAUGUGGAAAAUGUGGGAGGGGUUUCGUCGUUUUUUCUAAAUAAAAUAAAACGUGCUACAGGAAAGCGUUCACCUGAAAAGAUUUGAGAGAAAUUCAAUCCCAGCGACACCGUAAACAUCCGUAAUGCUUCUGAUCUAACAGGUUAAGUUUGCACAAAGUUUUGUACAGCACAUGCCCCACAUGAUCAAACCCUAACAAAACCUUGUUGAUUUUAAUUAUUUUUUUUUAUUUGUUUGUUUAAGGUUAAGGAAAGUGUUCAGGACAGACGAGUUUGAGCUUCUCGGUAACGUAGAGAGAGAAGAAGGCUAGUGAAGGAGCGAGCGUACAGUAUGUAGCUGCUAUAUAUAAUGUAAACAAUACCAGGAACUAGCUCGUUUUGUGGACUCAGUAAACGUAACUAAGGUAGAAACAGAUAUCGUUGAGCCACAUUGCAGCACGGAUUUUAGAUAUUUCGGUACAUCUUCACUUCCUGUGGUUUCGAUCCCCCCCUUUUUUUUCUUAUUGGUUCAAUAAUACCUUGUAAACGUCGGCUUAGCUCGAAACGGACCGUUUUAUUUUUUUGUAUAAAGUUUCUUCUCGUUCUAAAAAGCUCUGUAAAGAUAAACACAGCAAAACAAACCACUUCAUCCAGUUUCUCAAGGAUCCCAGUCGCUCCGCAUGAGUAGGAUUCCGGAAACUCCAUUAAAAAAAAAAAUGACGUGUUUGAGUUUAUUUAAGUAAAUUAUUUGGUUCGGGUUUAAACGUAGACUCGUUAAGAGGAUCGGUUCGUAGCUUUCAGUACUUUCACCCAAAUGAUCUGAAUGAUCUCGUAGCACGUUUCAGGAGAAUUUCUUCUCAACGUCAUCAGCAGCAAAAUUGUAACCGUUUCAGCUUCUUAAGGUUCUGAUUAAUGCUAAACCUGUCGGUACGCUAGUCAACCUGCACUUCGUUGCAUCGUGCUAAAGGUCUAGUAGCUCGGGGAAAAGGACGCUCAUGUGGAACAACCGACGUCGAUCUAGAUACAAGAACAUGACAUCAUGACUCGUAACGGAGCCACGAUUCUUCCUGUGAACGUUUCUCUACUCUGCACAUUUGUGGCACAUACCUUUUUUUAUAUAUAUAUAUAUAUACAUAUAUAUUUUUACGAAUAUUUCUCACGGUACGAAGCCACUUUAGCUCGUAAAAUCUCUACUCAAACUGACGAGAGCGUCCGAGGUACGGCGUCGUUUCCAUGAUUCGCGAGAUGAAAACGAAAUCCGAUCUGUAGCUUCUGCAGUAUUUUUUAUUUUGUUUUAUUUUUUCCUUAUUUUUUCACUAAGCCGAUUAUAAACCUGUAAAUUAUAGACAAAGAGCUUUAUUUUUAUGUAAAGUGACUGCAGGUUCCUGUAGCGGAUUAUGAUUUUGCAGUAUUGUUGUAUUUUUUUGUUGUUGUUUCCCAUCUCUAUGUUUCUAUACAUCAGUGUAUCAUUAAUAUUGUGACACAAACAACCGAUUUAGAUGAUUUUUAUUUGCUUUUUUUUUAAAUGUUGUUUUAAAUAGCUAAUAAAUAGCAGGCUGCUGUUGGCACUUUGGUAGUUAAUCUAAAGGUAAAUAUUCUUUACUGUUUGUCAUGUGGUGCGACCAAACAUCUGAAUGUCGGGAGAUCGUGGAAAGUGAGAUUAAUGGUUUAACGACGAGAUUAAAACUGCACCUUUUUAAAAAAAAAAAGAAA
Messenger RNA from Tachysurus fulvidraco (yellow catfish), 4759 nucleotides. RefSeq names its product sema domain, immunoglobulin domain (Ig), transmembrane domain (TM) and short cytoplasmic domain, (semaphorin) 4Ab (gene sema4ab). Gene Ontology annotation, biological process: negative regulation of axon extension involved in axon guidance; semaphorin-plexin signaling pathway; positive regulation of cell migration. The transcript has 15 exons. Lineage: Eukaryota; Metazoa; Chordata; Actinopteri; Siluriformes; Bagridae. Bases 415 to 2877 code for a protein of 820 amino acids. Gene Ontology annotation, molecular function: chemorepellent activity; semaphorin receptor binding. The record is from RefSeq and is a predicted model, not a curated record.